ACCAACAACUAGCCAAGCCAACAGCCUCCUUUACAUUCUUUCAAGAGUUGAUCUCUUUCAUUUUUGUCCGGAACACCACUUUGUUUGUUUACAUUCUUUGCUACAUCCAUCUUUAUCCUUUUACUACAUUCAUUAAAGUCGAUCUUUGAUCCACACAACAACUUUCAACCCAUCAAAAUGCAGAUCAAGACCGUUUUCAUCGUCUUCAUGGCCACCCUCGUGUCCGCCGCUGCCGUCCCCGGCGGCACCAUGGCACUCGAGGCUCGCAAUAUGGGUGGCGACAAGAACAAAGGCGGUAAUGUCAAGGCAGCCGCCGACGACAAGAACAAGGGCGGCGAUGCCAACGGCCAGGGCGGCGACGACAAGAACAAGGGCGGCGAUGCCAAUGGCCAGGGCGGCAAUGGCAAUGGCAAUGGCAAUGGCGGCGUCUUGGGCAAGAAUGGCGCAAACUUUGGAAAGUGCAAGCCUACCAUGGACUUCCAAACGGGCCGGCCGGGCCGCAAGGCCACCGAGGGAACCUUUUUGCCAACAGACCCGCUCGUCAGCAAGGGCCAGGGGGAUGCUCUCAACCCCGGCAUCAUCACCAAUGCCAUCUGCAACCAGCUCACAAAUGUCUGCAACGCCAACCCCGAGGCCAAGAAGCAGUGCGCCGCUGCCAAGGCCAUGACUGACGCGCUCGGCACAAAGGACGCGAGCACGGCCGCCGCCUUCAACAAGGCCCUCGGCUUCUGAGUCUAGACGCUUUAGAUUCUGGUAUGCGGAGGAUGGUCGAACGGGAUUACGUUUUUUGCAGUGGGGAGAGAUUGUUCUUCCUUCUGUGGAAGGACGGUUGUGGGAUUAUUAGUUCAACAAGGAGGCUGGGUUCGUUCUUGGAUGUUGGUAUCUAUGUGGAAGCUUUUUUUUUCUUCUAAUAUCGCUAGCUCUCAGCACAGUUGCUAGUGACAUGCCGUCUUGGGACAGCUGUUUGAAUCAAACACUUUCCGAACC
Pyricularia oryzae 70-15 is the source of this 987-nucleotide messenger RNA. RefSeq lists its product as uncharacterized. The transcript is spliced from 2 exons. NCBI's taxonomy places the organism in Eukaryota, Fungi, Ascomycota, Sordariomycetes, Magnaporthales, Pyriculariaceae. Bases 178 to 732 code for a protein of 184 amino acids. The record is from RefSeq and is a predicted model, not a curated record.